Molecule: messenger RNA, 339 nt
Organism: Fibroporia radiculosa
Lineage: Eukaryota; Fungi; Basidiomycota; Agaricomycetes; Polyporales; Fibroporiaceae
Exons: 1
Coding region: 1-339 (112 amino acids)
Source: RefSeq, a predicted model, not a curated record
AUGAAACUGGGCCCGGCACCACUGCUCGAUCUAGACAUGUCACUCGCGGGCGUAGUGGGGAGCUCCACGUCGCCUGACGCGUCAACGCAGGUCCCACAGCCGUCGUCGCAGUCCCUGGAGUCCUUCGACGCGUGGUCCCCCCCGCGAUGUUGCGUGCAUCCUGGGCAGGCACACUGCAAACCGCAACAGCACCCUGACCCGGCCAAUGAGGCAAUUGCGCUGAGUGGUGGAAUUACCGGGAACUCGGGCAUCGACGAGCCGGAGGCGAACGCCGCAUGCAAGGACCUGGUGCCAAGAAUCGGGGGUAGUUCUGGACCUUUUGUCGGUGGCGAUAGGUGA